Messenger RNA from Soboliphyme baturini, 774 nucleotides. Lineage: Eukaryota; Metazoa; Nematoda; Enoplea; Dioctophymatida; Soboliphymatidae. The record is from the annotation of a GenBank genome assembly.
GACGACCCGGAAGCGCAUGAAAAGUUCGUCAAAAUCAAUCGUGCGUACGAGGUGCUUAAAGACAUGGAGCUGAGGAAAAAGUACGACGCGUACGGUGAAGCGGGCUUGAAGGACAAUUUCGAUUUUGGUCGCCAGUAUCAGAGUUGGCAGUUUUACCAAAAUGACUUUGGUUUGUGUUGCGAACUUCGUUUCUGGCGGGAAAUCGCGCGCGAGCUAGAAGGCGUAUUGAAUUUUGGUGCUGUGAACUGUAUGGACGAUUACGUGCUGUGUAAUCAGGAACAUAUCCAACAAUUUCCAACGCUGCUAAUGUACCCUGAGCGAACGACAUACGCCGGCGUGACAGACCUGGAACAGCUGGUUGAAUUUGUGCUCACUCAGGUUAACCCCAAAAUGCUGCGGUUACGAGAAACUAAUUUUGAAAGGCUUAAAUCGGAGCACCAACUAUCUUCCAUGCCGUGGAUAAUUGACUUCUACCAGGAUCCGACGGCGACUUUGUCGAGCCAGAGCCGCAAGAAGCUGGCUGCCAUGCUGAACGGCCUAGCGAUUGUCGCCUACGUCGAUUGCGCAACGGAAGUGAAUCUGUGUGCCCAGUUUGAAGUCAACUCUUCGGUGGUAUACUAUCCGAACAGCAAGUUCGUUUCGAAAGACAGGCAAAUAUGGAAUUCGUUUGACACAAAAGAGCUAUACCAUAUGAUGCUGGGGCGUUUGCCUGACAUUGCUGAGAUUCAAACUGACAUCUUGGAGGUAUGUUGUUUUAUGCUUCCUUCGUCAUGA